Messenger RNA from Sinocyclocheilus grahami, 1108 nucleotides. RefSeq names its product SSU72 homolog, RNA polymerase II CTD phosphatase (gene ssu72). Gene Ontology annotation, cellular component: nucleus. The transcript is spliced from 5 exons. Gene Ontology annotation, molecular function: phosphoprotein phosphatase activity. The record is from RefSeq and is a predicted model, not a curated record. NCBI's taxonomy places the organism in Eukaryota, Metazoa, Chordata, Actinopteri, Cypriniformes, Cyprinidae. Gene Ontology annotation, biological process: mRNA processing. Bases 107 to 691 code for a protein of 194 amino acids.
UGUGACGCCUGAGUGACAGCUGCGCAGCGCCGCCGCCAUUUUCUUCUCCUCAGCGGAACCGAGUCGAAGCGCCGAACCGAGCUCUCUCCCCGGGCUGUAGAUAGCGAUGCCGGCCCAUCCGCUGCGCGUCGCGGUCGUGUGCUCCAGCAACCAGAACCGCAGCAUGGAAGCGCACAACAUCCUGAGCAAGCGAGGGUUCGACGUGCGUUCCUUCGGCACGGGAACCCACGUGAAGCUCCCAGGACCCGCUCCGGACAAACCCAACAUUUUCGACUUCAAAACCACUUACGAGCAGAUGUACAACGACCUGGUCCGUAAAGACAAGGAGCUAUACACACAGAACGGGAUCCUGCACAUGUUGGACCGCAACAAGCGCAUUAAGACGCGGCCCGAGCGCUUCCAGAGCUGCAAAGAGCAGUUUGACCUGGUGAUCACGUGUGAGGAGCGUGUGUACGACCAGGUGCUGGAGGACCUGAACUCUCGUGAGCAGGAGAGCUUGCAGCCGGUGCAUGUGAUUAAUGUGGAUAUUCAGGACAACCACGAGGAGGCGACGCUAGGAGCAUUCCUCAUCUGCGAGCUCUGCCAGUGUAUUCAGCACACGGACGACAUGGAGAACGAGAUGGACGAGCUGCUGCAGGAGUUCGAGGAGAAGAGCCAGCGGCCGUUCCUGCACACCGUCUGCUUCUACUGACCGCCGAAGCUCCGGCUGCACCCCGGUCGCUCCGUUUACCGCCGACGCCAGGAUCGGCCCCGCGGCGGACUGCAGGAACAUCGCAGAGCACGAAACCAAAGGGUUCUAGAGUAAACCUGACGCGAGAACCUGCCUAACGAGACCCUAACGAGUCUGUUCCAGCUGGACGCUGACUAUAUUUAGAGGAUGUAAUGAUUCGUAACUCUGGCGGACGGGAUGCGUUAUCUUUUGGGUUUCUCGUCAAUUUAUUUCAGCGUUAUUUAAAGAUGGGAUUUGAUACCUGUUGAGCAUAUUUUGUUUUUCUUUGAUUUUGUAAAUGAUAGACGAUUCUAUAAUUGUACCUGAAGCAGCCCAGAGUGCCUGAAAUUAUUGUUGUAAAUAUUGCGCUAUAAAUGAAUAAAGCGUCGAUGAAUCUCG